AUGGGGACGCGGGGUGGGUUCUGGCCAUGGCGGCGCGCGCGUCCCCGCUGGUGGUGGUCCUGGGGGCCACCGGCACCGGCAAGUCCGCCCUGGCGCUGCAGCUCGGACGGAGGUUCGGCGGGGAGAUCGUCGGCGCCGACUCCAUGCAGGUUUACAAAGGGUUAGAUAUCAUCACCAACAAGGUCUCCCCUCAAGAGCAGAGUCUCUGCAAGCAUCACAUGAUCAGCUUUGUGGAUCCCCUCCUGACUAAUUACACCGUGGUGGACUUCAGGAACAAGGCAACGGCCCUGAUCGAAGACAUAUUUGGGCGAGGGAAGAUCCCGAUCGUGGUGGGAGGCACCAACUAUUACAUCGAGUCCUUGCUCUGGAAGGUCCUGGUCGAUACCAAGCAGGAAGCCCCCCGCCCCGCCCCAUCUGCCAGCGCCCCCGCGGCCGCGGCCAUCGACAGGAAAGUCGAGCUGGAAAAGCUGGAUGGGCCAGAGCUGCAUCGACGCCUGAGCCUGGUGGACCCCGACAGGGCCGCCACGCUGCACCCGCACGACAAACGCAAGCUGUCCAGGAGCUUGCAAGUGUUCGAGGAGACGGGGAUCUCCCACAGCGAGUUCCUCCGCCGGCAGCAGGCGGAGGAAGGCGGCGGUCCCCUCGGCGGCCCCCUGAGGUUCCCCCACCUGUGCAUCUUCUGGCUCCACGCCGACCAGGAAGUUCUAGACCAGCGGCUGGACCGCAGGGUGGAUGACAUGCUAGCCAACGGGCUCCUGGAAGAGCUGAGGGAUUUCCACCGGCGGUACAACGAGGAGAAGAUCGCCGCCGAUCGCCAGGAUUACCAACACGGGAUCUUUCAGUCCAUCGGCUUCAAGGAGUUCCAUGAGUUCCUGAUCACCGAGGGGAAGUGCCCACCCGAGACCAGUCUUCUGCUGCUACAGAAAGGGGUGGAGACGCUGAAGCAGGUGACCAAAAGAUACGCCCGGAAGCAGAACAGAUGGGUCAAAAGCCGCUUCCUGAGCCGCCCCGGGCCCGGCGUGCCCCCCGUGUACGGCCUGGAGGUGUCCGAUGUCUCCCAGUGGGAGGAGUCCGUCCUGGAACCGGCGGUCCAGAUCGUGAGGAGCUUUAUCCGGGGCCAGCAGCCGGCCGCCGAGCCCCUGAGGAUCCACGGCGACGGGACGGAAAACAAGCGGCGUCUUCGCGUCUGCGAGCUGUGCGACCGAACCAUCAUCGGGGACCGAGAAUGGGCAGCCCACACAAAAUCCAAGUCCCACGUGCACCACCUGAAGAAAAGGAGAAAAUUGAGCUGCGGGGCUGCGGCCCCCGCCCCCCCAAAUCCGGGCGGGGUCCCAGAGGCUGACGAGGAGCUUCCGGAAGCGGGGCCCGCCGGGGGCGGCCAGCGGCCGAUCGAGUCCAGCGCUUGACCGACGGGCGACCGGCAGCGGUCCGGACCCAAGGAGCCGGUGGCCGGCCGGCGAGGGGCUCCUGGCGGCGGGGCUCGGGCUCCGGACCGCCGCCCGGCCCUCGGGGAGGGCCAGAGCCGCGCUCUUCCUCACGGCGGGAAGGGCGGGCGGCUCCAGGGACGUGGGCUCGGCUCCGGGGGGACGGUGGAAGGAGGAAGCCGGGCCGGACCCCGGGGAGCCGGAAAGGGGCCGGGGCAACCCGAGACCGGGCUUUUAUUUUUUAUAAACAAUUCCGUUUUCCAGGAUUUUUAUACCAAAUAAAAAUGCCCCGGUCCAGCACGUCCUCCGUGGCCCGUUGGCGACUCCUCAGUUGGGUAAGAGCCCACCGGGGCCGGCUGUUUUCCGGCUCCUUUGCCGGAAGAUCCAGUUGACUUCCGCCGCAGGGGGCUGUGGCCCCCAAAUUGUCGUAGGAGUAACGCUAUUUAUUAAGCGCUUUGUGCGUGCAGAGCACCGUCCUGAGGGCUUGGGCGAGUUGGACCCGGUCCGCGUCCCUCGGGGUUCCCGGCCGCCUGGGCCGGAAGGGGUCGGCCAAUCCGGACAGAAGGGGGUCCCCCGACGGGAGCGGCGCAUCCGUGGCGGGAAGCCCGAAGCCGAGGCAGGGGUCGAGGCCUCGGCGCCUCCGGCCCGGCGAUCGUGAGGGGCCGCCCGGGGCCCCGGGUUGUCCGAUGUUCAAUAAAAAAGAGAUGUGAUGUUUCUUGCUGGGAA
Messenger RNA from Ornithorhynchus anatinus (platypus), 2150 nucleotides. It is a transcript of the gene TRIT1, whose product is annotated as tRNA isopentenyltransferase 1. Lineage: Eukaryota; Metazoa; Chordata; Mammalia; Monotremata; Ornithorhynchidae. Gene Ontology annotation, cellular component: mitochondrion. The coding region runs from base 27 to 1406 and encodes 459 amino acids. The transcript is spliced from 11 exons. Gene Ontology annotation, molecular function: tRNA dimethylallyltransferase activity. Gene Ontology annotation, biological process: tRNA modification. The record is from RefSeq and is a predicted model, not a curated record.